AUGAGCGCUCCCCAAAUCACCUUUUAUUUUGACAUUAACAGUCCAUUCAGCUACAUCGCAUUUCAUGUUCUAAAGAGCUCCCCCGUCUUCUCAAAGUGCGAGAUUCAAUACGUUCCGGUUUCUAUCAGAGAUAUCUUCCAACUCUGCCAGAACCCACCACCUGCAAUCAAUAACAAACUUCCAUGGAUUGAUCGUGAGCGCUUGUACUGGGCUCGUCGAUUCGGACUCCCCAUGUCACAGCCCAUCCCUAACGGAUUCCCCGCAUCAACCGUUCACCUCCAGACGGCCCUCGCUUUGGUUGCCCGGCACUCACCCGAGAAACUUGUUCCAAUCGCGGAGAAACUUUACCACACUUUUUGGGCAAAGGGUGAUACCAGUAUCAUCCAUCCAGAGAUGUUCUCAUCUGCCUUCGAAAGCGAGCUCGACGGCGAGGUUGCGAAAAAGAUCCUGCGCGAGUCGUCUGAUCCCGAGGCCAAAGUUAUCUUGUGUGAAAAUACGCGGAGGGCUUUUGCCUCUGGCGCAUUUGGUCUUCCAUGGUUUGUCUGCACCAACGCCGAAGGGGACACGGAGGGACACUGGGGGGUCGACCACCUCGGUUGUGUGGCCAACUUUCUACGCUUGGACAGAAACGUGGAUCCGUCAUUCAAGGUGUUACUGUAGAUAGGAAUGCGAUUGAUUACUAGAUAGUUUAGUAGUGUUGAUGAGAUUCAGCCUGUUUACUUCCCGUCUAUGCUCGGCUGCUGUCUGUGGGAUAUCCAGUGCCGGACCGGGUUUGAUGUGUGUUCAGGGGAGAAAAUUGGCUGUAGCACCUAGUUUUACUAGGGAACUCGGC
Messenger RNA from Aspergillus piperis CBS 112811, 832 nucleotides. RefSeq names its product putative 2-hydroxychromene-2-carboxylate isomerase. Lineage: Eukaryota; Fungi; Ascomycota; Eurotiomycetes; Eurotiales; Aspergillaceae. The record is from RefSeq and is a predicted model, not a curated record. Gene Ontology annotation, biological process: glutathione metabolic process. Gene Ontology annotation, cellular component: mitochondrion; peroxisome. Bases 1 to 660 code for a protein of 219 amino acids. Gene Ontology annotation, molecular function: glutathione transferase activity; glutathione peroxidase activity. The transcript has 4 exons.